UAAAAGGAUGGUGGUGUGUGUAACUGGUGCUUCUGGCUUUAUUGCUUCAUGGCUCGUCAAGCAUCUUCUUCUCCGUGGCUACUCUGUCAGAGGCACUGUACGUAAUCCAAAUGAUCCAAAAAAGAUAGACCACUUGCUGAAACUUGAUGGCGCCAAGGAGAGAUUGCAGCUGAUGAAAGCAGAUUUGAUGGAUGAAGGUUCCUUUGAUCCUGUUAUUGAGGGAUGUGUGGGUGUCUUUCAUACUGCUUCUCCCUUUAUUAUUAAUGAUAUCAAAGAUCCACAGGAUGAACUAAUCGAUCCAGCGGUCAAAGGGACUCUCAAUGUUCUCAAGUCUUGUGCUAAAUUUUCAUCAGUGAAACGUGUCGUUUUAACUUCCUCCAUUGCUACGGUUGCCUAUAAUAGAAAGCCUAGAACUCCUCAAGUUGUUGUUGAUGAGACAUGGUUAUCAGAUCUUGAUUUAAGCAGGGAAUCUAAGCUUUGGUACAGAGUUUCCAAGAUUUUGGCUGAAGAUGCUGCCCGGAAAUUUGUGAGGGAGAACAAAAUUGACAUGGUUACCAUCAAUCCAGCUACAACAAUUGGACCACUCUUGCAACCAACGCUUAACGCUAGUGCUGCUGUAAUUUUAAAUAUGAUAAAUGGUGCACAAACAUUUCCAAAUAAUAGUUUUGGAUGGGUCAACGUGAAAGAUGUUGCAAAUGCCCAUAUUCAAGCAUUUGAAACUUGUUCAGCUAAUGGAAGAUAUGUUUUGGUUGAAAGGGUAGCACACUUCUAUGAUAUUGUACAGAUUUUGAGUGAACUAUACCCCUUGUUGGAACUUCCUGAAAAGUGUGCAGACCAGAGGCCAUUGGAGCCUAAAUAUCAGGUUUCUAAGGAAAAGGCAAAAGCUUUGGGAAUUGAUUUUACUCCAUUGGAAGUGAGCCUCAUGGAGACUGUUGAAAGCUUAAAGGAUAAGAAAUUUGUCAACUUUUGAAUUUGUAAUCUUUCCUUGUA
Neltuma alba is the source of this 990-nucleotide messenger RNA. Its product is annotated as cinnamoyl-CoA reductase 1. Lineage: Eukaryota; Viridiplantae; Streptophyta; Magnoliopsida; Fabales; Fabaceae. Bases 8 to 970 code for a protein of 320 amino acids. Gene Ontology annotation, molecular function: oxidoreductase activity, acting on the CH-OH group of donors, NAD or NADP as acceptor. The record is from RefSeq and is a predicted model, not a curated record. The transcript is spliced from 7 exons.